Molecule: messenger RNA, 1269 nt
Organism: Talaromyces amestolkiae
Lineage: Eukaryota; Fungi; Ascomycota; Eurotiomycetes; Eurotiales; Trichocomaceae
Exons: 4
Coding region: 1-1269 (422 amino acids)
Source: RefSeq, a predicted model, not a curated record
AUGUCCAAUUCAAGAAUCUCGCAACCAAUACUUACAGCUGAGAAAUUGUGGCCGGGCGGAAUUCCAGAGUUCGUUCGUGUUCAUCCAACUGACGACUUGAUCGAUGGCCCUGAAGAAUGGAAUUGGAAGAAUUGGACAAUAGAAUGUAAAGGAUGGUGCCAGUUUGUUGAGGAGGAGUGGGUUCCAAUGACUGAUCUCAAUGAGGAAAUGCGACAAAGACGGAAGCUCAUCGAAAGAUGGGCCUCCGCGGAUCAGGCCUUUCGAGAUUCUUUUCAUGCGCGCUCUCCUGAACGAGAGUCAGCAUUGGACUAUCCUGCACAUCUUCUUUCGGAAGAAGGACUAGAUGAACAGCCCUUCGUCUGUCUCGCUUCGGUGGAUAAGGAGCUCUAUCCCGACAACUAUAUACGAUUUGUCAAGAACCUCAUUCUUUUAUAUCUACACGAUAAUCAAGGAGGAGGCUACCAUCCGAUGUCUCGGAGAGACUGGAAGAGGGACCCAUCCCCUACAAUUCCGGAUAUCUUGAUUGAUUCAUCUACAACCCCGGAUUAUAUUAAGUUCUUCUCUCAUCACGAUUUAUUGAUUAACCUCUACCUACAUCCAGCUGAUUUCCGUGCUGUUUCCAUGACCCGACUGGGAACAGUUGUUUUCCCUCACGAACGCUCAAAUUCAAUCUACACUGUGAUCGACCAGGAUAAUCUGGAUCUAGGGCGUGUGGCGGUGAUGACAUUCAAACCUAAUGGAAAGAUAGGAGAAUACGCUAAUGUCUUUGCGUGGAAUUUUGCCUGGAUGGACUCUUAUCACUAUGGACUUGGCUGGGGUUAUGAUCUGCUGUUUAAUGGGGAGGACUGUAAUUAUGCAACCCCCUAUUGUAACGAACCUGUCAAAAUGGACGACCCCCUCAUGUGCAUUGUGGACUCUCUUAUACAAAGAAGAAAUCUCAAUAGUUUUGGUUCUCGCUCAGAAGAGUGGGAGGACGAAAUCCAAAGGUUGGCACCAGGAUAUCUCGCAUUAGAAGCUCAGGGACGAGAAGUUGAGUUUGAUUUGGCGGACUUGUGGAACGAAGAAGGCUUGUGCUACAAUCACUAUACACUGGAGCAGAAAAAACAUUACCGGGAGACUGGAUCAUAUUUCAUGCCCCCUCGUCGCUUCAUACCUCCUUCCCCCAAGCCUGUCCCGGCGACCACCCUCCCACCACCUUCCGGUGCUCUUGGGAUGUCCUUUCAUCAACUCUUUCAAGACAAACUUGGGGUAAAAGCCGACAAGAAGUGA